Molecule: messenger RNA, 494 nt
Organism: Oreochromis aureus
Lineage: Eukaryota; Metazoa; Chordata; Actinopteri; Cichliformes; Cichlidae
Product: collagen alpha-2(VIII) chain-like
Exons: 4
Coding region: 6-494 (162 amino acids)
Molecular function (GO): protein binding
Source: RefSeq, a predicted model, not a curated record
AUGCCAUGACAGAAAAAUUAAAUUCUUUGGAAACCAAGAUGAUGAACAUUGAAAGCAAGCUGGAAAACUACGAAAGUCGCAUCCUGCAGCUGGAACAAAAAGAGAGAAACGCAGUCAUAUUCAGUGCUGGAAUUGGAGUGAAUUCACCAUUUGGGCCGUUUGACACAGACGUAACUAUGAUCUAUGAUAAAACGCUUGUAAAUAUUGGAAAUGCCUACAGCCCAGUUACAGGUGUCUUCACAGCACCUGUGUCGGGUGUGUACUUCUUUACUAUUUUCUCUCAUUCUGGAGGUAGCCAUACAACAUGGCUGUAUUUCUACAAGAACAAUGAGGAGAUCUUGCACAUCCAUGAUCACAAAUCAACUGACUCAGCUGAUAAUGGAGGGAAUGCGGCGUUCCUGCAGCUGCAGCAGGGUGAUCAAGUGUGGAGGGGACAGGUGGGGCGCAAGGCCCAGGGGAGCUCGAGGCCGAGGCGCGGGGAGGCAGGCAGGUGA